Molecule: messenger RNA, 1251 nt
Organism: Leishmania braziliensis MHOM/BR/75/M2904
Lineage: Eukaryota; Euglenozoa; Kinetoplastea; Trypanosomatida; Trypanosomatidae
Exons: 1
Coding region: 1-1251 (416 amino acids)
Source: RefSeq, a predicted model, not a curated record
AUGUAUCGCGAGGAGGCGGACGGGUCGGCGUUGGUGUGGGGGAUUCCCGCCGCGCCGUUUGUGCCGGUGCAGCAUUUUCAGAUUGACGUGUCCACCCUGAACCGCCUCAGCAGCUACUGCCUCCGCCUUGCACGGGAGCGCGGCUGGCUGCAAACGCCUGACGAUGUGGAGCAUGCCACGCCGUGUGCCCAGAGAAACGAGGCGCAUCCUCUGGUGGGGCAGGGAAGCCACGUCUACACAGGCCCGGACAGCACGUUCUUCUUCGCUGGCACCGAGGAGAUCCUUGAGGACCCGCACCCUAACUUCCAGCUUCCUCCAACGCUGUCAACACUGUUUGUGAAGGCUCACUUCUACCUCGUCCAUGUCGGCAGCAGCUCCUACAGUGUGUACACCAAACUCUACACGUACCUGGACGGGCAGGAAGAGACAGCGCGAGACUUACUCGGCAGCUUCAAGGUGACGGCGGUAUGGGUGUCAAAGAAGUUGCGCAUUCCAACGGCUCUGCCUGCUGAUAAGCAGUUGCUGUUGCGCUCCAUUGCUGCGAAGAAUGCGGCCAAGCUGUCUUCAGCCGACAGCGCAAGAACUAAGCGCAUCUCGGUGAGUGACCUUCUGCUGCACAGCGGGUGGUUUGCGAAUGCGGCCGCCAUCGCUUCCAUGGAGCUUGCUGCCUACUCCCCACUCUCCGCGCCACCAGCGAGUGAAUUUCUCGUUUCCCUGCCUCACGUACACUCCGCUGCACCGCUCUGGCUGCUUCAUCGACGCCACUUCUCGCUGCGUGAGGCCGAUAUCGACUUCAACCUCCACGUGAACCAGCUUGUGACGAAGCUGUUCGUGAUCGACACCUUCCGCGGAGCUGCAGGGGAUGCGCGAUGCGCCUACUCGCGUCUCCUGCUCCCCGGCGUGCCUUUAAACCGCGCCGACCUGCUGCUACGCAAGUUCCGCAUCGACUACGUCCGCGAGAUUCCGAUGGGCUGCGCUGCCACGGAGGUAUUUCUCUUUCCUGCAGACCCGGCUCGUGCCAAAGUGCAGUUCUCCUCUGUUGGCACUUCUACAGGCUGCCGGGAUGUCGACGCUGCCACAGCUGCGGCGGCUCUACAUAGUGACGCGGCCCUUGCACCACCGGCGGCGGCAGAUAUGAUGGACAUAGGCUUCUUCGUGGUCGGAGUCCUACGUUUGGACGGUGCCUCCUCGAGCGAUCGCUUCAUUGCCACGGUGGGCGUGAUGACGGCUGCCACCUGCUUCCUGCACUAG